AUGGACUUCGUAUCUACACUUCCCAUUAUGGAGGGUGUCUCUGGCUUCCAUUAUUCAUUCUAUUUCUAUGUCAUAAUUUUCUUGACCAUUGCCAUAGUCGUGUCGGCAAAUUUCUCCGCCAUUCGACGAUUCAUCACAGGUGAUGCUCUCCCCGGCAUACCCUGUCUUCCAGGCCUCCCAAUCGUCGGCUGCCUAUUCAAUUUCCUCUGGUCGAGCAUCCCAGACAUGGUAGACAAACUCAUCACCAUUGCCGGGAAAGAUGGAGUAGCCUACUUCUGGGCCGGUCCGUCUAUUGUCGUCCAGCUGAGUGACCUGUCUCUUGUCAAAGACCUGCUCUCCAAGCCAGACGAGCUUGCCGCGCGAGAAACUCCAGGUGUCUGGACCCCCUUUGCCACAUUCCAUCGUGUACUGGGUGGUGCCACCCCAUUCACCUAUACCGGUCGCAAGUCGCGCGAGGCAAGGCGCCAUAUCCUCGCGGCCUAUGCGACCCCGCAAGCGUUAUCCGAAUUAUUCGACUUUGUACUUCCCUUUGCAGACAAACACGUGAAACGGCUGAGUGCUUCAUACAGCGCUGAUGACGAUAAGAGCCUAAGACAGUAUGUGGAGCUGUAUACCGCCGACCUCUGGGGCGAACUCUUCUACGGAGCGCAAGAAGGGCAGGCAGAGAUUGUGAAAAUCAUCCCCGCAAUCGACGCCCUGUUUGAGCAGUUUAGCAACCCGGCUUCGAACCUCAGACAUGCCAUCUGGUCGAUUAUCAAGCAUCUGGGAUAUAGCCGGGCGCCAGACUACAAGAUCACGCGCCAAUUCCAAACAAUGCUUACGCAGAGAUUGAACUCGAUGAUUGCGAAUGGCCGGCUUGCAAGCAGCUACCUCUGGAAACUCUCCCCUGAAACACACGCUACGAAUCCCGGCGGGCUGAGUGACCUCGCUGUUGACAUUGCGCGCUUCAAUAUCGUCGGUGGCGUCCAGGGGUUCCGCCAGGUGAUCCCCUGGGUGAUUCUGGAGCUCUGUCGGAAUCCGGACUUGUACCGGAGAGUGCAUGAGGAAUUGAAGGAGCUGUGCCCGUCUAGCGAUGUAGAAGGUAUCUCUUUUGAGGACUUUCAAUCUCACACGCCCGUCCUCGACGCAGUCAUUAACGAGGUCCUGCGCCUGUAUCCACCUGUCCACCUCACCGCACGGGCAACGAUGAAGGAUCUCACCAUGACAACUCCCACGGGUAAGACGUUUACUAUCCCGCCGGAAGUCAUCGUCUACUUUUCCAUUUAUCACCUACACACAAGCGAAGCUCUCUGGGGAGCAGAUGCGAAGGAGUUUAACCCAGGACGGUUUCUGAAGAUCAAAGAGUCUGGCGAGAGCCUGGAGGGCAGGUUUAUGCCGUUUGGGUAUGGACCGAGAAGCUGUCCGGGAUUCAAAUUUGCUCCUUUGACUAUCAAGUUAUACCUCGUUCUGCUGCUGCGCCGCUAUCAUCUUGAGUUGCGUGAUCUUGCGACGGAUGUCACCCGGGAUGGUCCUCUUCUGGAGGCUGCGGCAAAUAAGUUUAGGUUUACGUUGCGGCCGUAUGUCUGAUUGAAAAUAUCAUUUGCGUCUUGACCAG
Messenger RNA from Aspergillus calidoustus, 1594 nucleotides. Lineage: Eukaryota; Fungi; Ascomycota; Eurotiomycetes; Eurotiales; Aspergillaceae. The record is from the annotation of a GenBank genome assembly.